UGUCUCCAGUCCGCUGUUGUCACCCGUAGAGACAGCCGCUUAUCUUUAUAAUUUAUUCGAAAUGCUAUAAUUAUUAUUAUUUGCCAAUUUUUAAAAGUUUUUGACGCGUUAUGGUGAUGAGAUUGUGAAAUAGUUUAUACUCGGCGACCUCUGCGUGUGUUAGUGUAAACAGAAAGAUGGCAGAUUUCGAUGCCAUCAACACCAUCGAGAGGGAUGAGGAGGAUAAUUCUUCCUCGUCCCUAGAGUCCUACACACAGACGCCUGAGCCUGUCAUCAUUAGAGGUGCAGGCAACAUUACCGUGUUUGGCCUAAGUAACCGCUUUUGUCGAGAUUUCCCAAGUGCAUUGACUGGCAGAUUAGCUCCAGAAGAAUUUACAGGCUCAGUAGGGCGUGUAAACACAGUUCUCAGGAAGACACUACCAGUAUCUGCUCGAUGGCUUCUCUGUGGCUGCUGCUUCUGUUUGUGUACCUGUGGUUGUUCUCUUUGGCCAGUAAUAUGCCUUAGUAAAAGGACAAGAAAUGCAAUAGAAAAAACUUUAGAAGCAGAAAAUACUAACCUGUAUCACAAACUCGGCUUACACUGGCGACUUGCAAGACAACGAUGUGAUAAUUCUUCACUCAUGGAGUAUGUUCUGGUGAUAGAAGUUAUUCCCAAAAAAGAUAUACUACGACCUGACUGACGGAGUAGGUUGGCCUCGUCCCCAGAGCUUUUCAGAAAAGUCAAGGGGAGGCUGACUCUAGUGAUGACUUGUCAUAUGCCAUCAGAUUUGACAGAGUGGCAUGGGUCACAAAUGUUAUCCUUGACAUUUACUUUACUCAUCAGUUAUUGGUGAAGCACUUUCUCCAUGCUUUGGCAUUUGUCUAAUUUCACAUACUUCACUUGUUUCUUAUCGAGUCAUAAAAGUAUAAGUUUUAAUGUAUAUACAGGUACAAUAUUAUUGCAAAUACAGUACUCUGUAAUGUACAUAAUAUGCCCCUUUGUAUAUAGAAGGCUUUGGAGGCACACUUUCUCAAGUAUUUUUUGAUGAAAGUUGAAUAUUUGGGCUAUCAUUCUGUAAAUUUUGCCAUAUUCAUAUUUUAAGUACAAUACUCUGGUACAUUUCUACCUUAUGGCAAUAAGUGACCAGAGAGAAAUGAUGGUUCACACAACACAAGUUACUGUAGGAUGUAGCCUUAUAUGUUAAGUCAUUGUAAGGUGCUCUCAUUAUAACAUGUAUGGUUGCAAUUUACACUUAAUUUUCCAUUUGUAUUACCACAGAAGUAUAUCUGUAACACGGGUGGACCUUUGGUCAGUUGCUGUAUAGGCUUCAUCAUUUUUAUUCAAAGUGAGAAACAGUAAUGACAUUUAAACUGACAGUAACCAUGGAACAAUCCAUUAAUAUAUGAUGUGCAAUGAUUCCAAGUUCUACUUUUUAAAUGUACAGAGAAAUGCACUCUUCGUUGACAGACAUGCCAGAAAUAAUCUAUAGUCAGGACUUGCUGUGUGUUCAGCAGGGUGGCGUGGUUAGUACCUUCUCGAUACAAACUAAACAGCCCUGCGAGUACCUUUGAAACACUUCAUUCACCCAUAUGUUCUUUAUUCUAAUUUCUGUUUACUAGUCCUUCUCAAUAUGAAUUAGAUUAACUUUACUUGGAUAUACCAUACUGUACAAAUUUAAUAAUUCCCUUUAUGGUCUGUACUUUAGUUUCAGCUCCCUUCUUAAUACAGUAUCAUUUGUUUCUUGGCUUCCUAAUAACGUUGUCUAUCAAAAUGUCCCCACUUGAAAAAAAAAAAGCCUUAGCUUGUGCAUACGAUAUAGAUGCAGUGUUCGAGUGUUAGACUCGUGUUUCAUUUGGAAAUUAGUGUUGAUGUGGAUAUCUUGGUUAACUAGCUAGUGGCUUAGCUCUUCAUUACUCUGGUACUAUAAUAUACUUUAGUUUAAAUCUGGGUAUUUUUCUUGCAGAAUUUUCUUCCCCCCCCAAAUGUUUAUUAUUUAAGAAUUUAUUAAGUAUGUAAGGUUCACUCAACAAUAUUUUUUACAAAUAUGAUCCACUUUCUUUAUAUUGGUACAGUACAGUACGUACUCAGAUUUUGGUUUGUCAUCAAUUAAAAAGUAUUCUUUGUAUGUGCAGACGACGAGUCACAAUAACGUGGCUGAAGAUAUGAUGACCAAACCACACAUCAGAAAAUUAAGACAAGACAACGUUUCGGUCCGUCCUGGAGUAUUAUCAAGUUGUGUAAUCGUCCAACCUGAUAAUGGUCCAGGACAGACCUAAAUGUUGUCGUUUCUUCAUUUUCUGAUGUGUGGUCUAGUCUUCAUCCUUUGUAUGUCAUUAUUAUACCAAAAUUAUCGCAACAAACUUUACUUUAUUUCCAUAAAUUAUAUAUUAAUUCUAUACUUUGAUGUUUCCUACUAUAAUGUACAGUAAAUAAAAGAUCGGAGAAACUAAACAUUCUUGCCUUACUACAGCCAUAAACUACAUGCUUGAUAAAUUUGCGAGUCUUCGGCAAAGACUCUUGUCCAUGCAAGCUCUUUAUGUACACAUUAGCUUUCACUUCACAUCUUGCAUUCAUAACGUGUUCCAGUCAUUCACUGCGAGUUCUGUCAUGCAUUAUACAGUACCUUAUUUUAUAUAAAUAAAUAUAUUUACAUUAAAUUACAUUUGGCAGUAUACUGAGUUUGUUAGUAGAUAUACAUAUAUCUUGAGGUUUACAUGAAGAUUUGCCAAACCAAUUUGCAAGGCAAAUGUACUGCAAAAAUUUGAGUCAAUAAGGUUUAAAAGUUUGUAGUUAAUUUCCAUGUUUUCCUUAUCUGGGCUUCAUAUUAGUACAUUUAAAUGCAGUAUUUUGUAAAAAAAUUUAGAAUGUCAUUCUUAAGAUUUCUGCUUACUUAAUACUUAAUAAAUACUUAAGUGUAUUUAUUGCACUUUAGUAUUAACAGAAUAUUGAUGUCUAUAGCAAAAAUGGUUACAACAACAAGAUUUCAUCUCUCAUCUGAAGUGCAAUUGAAUCAUGCCUUUUGCUUUUGUCUUGCUCAUGUAUACUGUAUAUGUGUGUGUGUGUGUGUGUGUGUGUGUGUGCUCCCUUCUUAUGAAAUAUGCUUGGGUGCUGUGUUCACCAGGCAUUGUAUGCAAGGAAUAAUGUUUUGCACAUGAUUUAUUGUAAAUUGCUCAUGUUGACUGAUAAUGAAGUUCAGAUUGAAAUAGUUUUUUUUCAUGCCAUAAAUUAUUAAAGUUUCUUUGGAAACAGGAAUUGCUUCAUUUACAGAAUAAAGGACAUCUCACAUAAGUCAUUCUUGGAAAAUAUCAUAUUUUUAUUUUAUUUUAAUACAUGCUUUGGCAUGCCUGUGGGGUGGCAACUACGGAAUUUACAAUAUUGAUCUUGAAGUUACGGCUCCUUUUACGGAUAUGGAAUAUUAAGAGUGAAAAAAUUAAUGGUGAUAGACUAUUAACACAGUAUCUAUGAUAACCUCACCCCCCAUUUUUUGUUUAAUUUCUGAAUAGGUUUUAAUACCUUAAGCAAUUCUUAAUAUCUUUGCACAUUCUGAUUAUAUAAUGCAAGCAUAUGUUGCUUGCUUCAUAGAUGUGUUUAGCCAAUGUGCAGAAGUUUUAGGGCCUGUCUGUGACAUCCUGCUUGGGAUGCUAGAGAGUGCACAUGAUAUUAGUAUACACGAAAAGAAUGAAUAAUUAUUGGUCAGUCAAGUUAGAAACUGUUGGGUUUGGUCAGUAACUGGAUGCGUUAGGGUCCACUUGAUAAGCCUAGUAGGAUUCCUUAGCAAGACAAUGAUAAACUAGUACAGUAUACCAAUAAAUUAUAUGUGAAAUGUAAGGCUAUGACUUUCAUUUUGUUGUUGAAUAAUAGAUGGGGAAAAGUAUUAAAAUAUAGUUUUUAAAAUACUUGUAAAUAUAAUUCAUGAAACUGCAGUGUUAGGUUUGUGAUAAAAUAUGGAGAAACAAGCUAAUAUUAUAGUAAUUAAAUAAAAAGGAAUUGAACA
Molecule: messenger RNA, 3974 nt
Organism: Procambarus clarkii (red swamp crayfish)
Lineage: Eukaryota; Metazoa; Arthropoda; Malacostraca; Decapoda; Cambaridae
Product: cysteine-rich hydrophobic domain-containing protein 2
Source: RefSeq, a predicted model, not a curated record